GGCACGUGACUAACUGCGCAUGCGCGCCGCGCCUUUCGCUGUGUAAAAAGCUCGCCGGAGAGAGAGCGAGGUGACACCAUGCAGUGGCUCGCGAUUUUCCUGUUUUCCCUCGGCAUUAGCUGUAUUGAGAGUGAAACAGAAGCUUCUCAGCUGGACUAUACCCAGGACGAAUCAUUCAAGAGAUGGUGCGCCGAGUUCUGUGAGUCGGAAAGCGAGGAAUACCUCGCGCGCAUCUACCCGACCUGGAGGGAGAAUGCCGAGUUCGUAGAGAAGCGGAACCGACUGGGACUGCCUUAUUCCGUCUCUCUGAAUCGUUUUGCACAGCUGAGUCUGGAAGAGUUUUCUAAGAGUCAUCUCCGCCAGUGGAAACGCAACUCCUCGCCAGCGGAAUUUCGUCCCGUUCCCGAUCGCGGCGGUAGGGACCCUCCGCCGAAAUCUGUGGACUGGCGGACCAAGGGAGUGGUACCGCCGGUCAAAAACCAGGGACAGUGCGGCGGCCCCAUCCCUUUCCAGGUCGUGCACGCGGUAGACUCUCUCCACGCUAUCCAGACGGGUACACUGGAGCUCGGCAGUGUGGAGGAAUACGUUGACUGUUGCGAAGACGGCCCGUGCGACGGCGGUGUCUACGGCGUGGGGAGCUAUGACUGCAUCGUGAAGAUCGGCGGGUUGGCUCUGCAGAGCGUCUACGUCUCACCCGAUCACAAGUGUCUGAAUGACACGUUCAAGAGCGAACUAAAGAUCGAAGGAGGGAAAUCGGUAACUCCGUACAGAAACGAAACGGCGCUCGAAUAUGCAGUGGCAAUGCAGCCAGUGGUAGCCGCAAUCGACGCUAGCCACGAGUCAUUUCAGCUCUAUGAGGGGGGCGUCUAUUACGAGCCUGACUGUUCGUCUGUGGAGCUUGACCACGCCGUUCUAGUGGUGGGUUACGGAGCUACGGAGGACGGAGUGGAAUAUUGGAUCUGUCAGAACAGCUGGGUGAUCCAGUUGGGGAAUGCAAGGCUACAUCCUCAUGGCACGUAAUAGGAACAACAACUGUGGAAUCGCAACAGACGCUAGCUACCCUUACUGAACAAAAACGAUGUUCUCCCCUUCCUUGAAUAUUUUGGACAGUGUGAAAUUUUUGGUGUCAAUAUUUGUGUGAAAAAUAUAAAGAACGAGGAAAUUAUAACAACAGUCUGUGAUGAAGUAAAAAAUUUAUAAAAAUGGUGCAUUGCAUUCCACCGGGAAAGUCAAUCAGAGAAGCAUUGAUUUGUCGUGAGAUUUGUGUUCUAAUUAGAGAGCCCUCUCCCGGAACUCCUUGACACUGGCUGGACUCAGAGGGUCUUGGGGAGUCAUGGCAACCCCCGUUGCUGUGGUGACCACGUCCCUCCUCGUCUUCGCUGUCACUCUCGGCUCGCUCCACUCCCUUUAGAGCCAUCUGUGCAGUGAGUAAAUCAGGACAUCUUCAUGGAAAAACCUCAAUCAUUUAGGGCACAUCAAUUAUACAUAGAACUCUCGAUCAUUCACAACACAGUGUGAGAAUAUCACAUGUACAAGACGUAAGUCCCCCAUAUUAGUUAAAGGAAUGCUGU
Molecule: messenger RNA, 1571 nt
Organism: Geodia barretti
Lineage: Eukaryota; Metazoa; Porifera; Demospongiae; Tetractinellida; Geodiidae
Source: the annotation of a GenBank genome assembly